Messenger RNA from Coccidioides immitis RS, 408 nucleotides. RefSeq lists its product as uncharacterized. The transcript is spliced from 2 exons. Lineage: Eukaryota; Fungi; Ascomycota; Eurotiomycetes; Onygenales; Onygenaceae. The coding region runs from base 1 to 408 and encodes 135 amino acids. The record is from RefSeq and is a predicted model, not a curated record.
AUGUUGAAAAUCAAUCCGGGCUCUGCCGGUGUGACCGCAAUUCGGCCGGAAGCUCUGCAGGACCAACGAAUCGUGAUGACGCCAUUGAGAUCGCAAGAGUUCUGCUGCGGGAGGGCUCCACGGGGAUUGCUUGGGACGAAGGGAAAGCUAGUUAACGGCGAACAUCCAGCCACAGAUGAAGCCUGUCAAGGGUCGAUGACGGCAAUGGCGUCGGGUGCAAGAUUCCUUAGCAUGAGUUGUUACAUAUUUACGACGACCGGUUCGAACAGGCCUCUGCUGUGGCCAAAGCAAAGGAGUUUCACCGCUGCUUGUCUGGACGGGACUCGGGAGGCAAGUGAUCAGUCGGUGCGGAUUGCUUCGGCGCUCCAUGGAGGCGAUGAUCACGGACAAGAAGAAAUUCAGGUUUGA